Molecule: messenger RNA, 943 nt
Organism: Phlebotomus papatasi
Lineage: Eukaryota; Metazoa; Arthropoda; Insecta; Diptera; Psychodidae
Gene: Spf30
Product: survival of motor neuron-related-splicing factor 30
Exons: 2
Coding region: 108-860 (250 amino acids)
Biological process (GO): mRNA processing; regulation of alternative mRNA splicing, via spliceosome
Cellular component (GO): cytoplasm; nucleus; precatalytic spliceosome
Molecular function (GO): RNA binding
Source: RefSeq, a predicted model, not a curated record
AAACGUUUGUCAAAAAUUCUCAAUUGUUUUUGUAAACGUUUCACUGGGAAGCGUGAAAAUCCUUCGAAUAUCUGCUUUUCUUGGACAAUUUCUCACAAGAGCCAACCAUGGCAGAUGAUCUCCAGAAUUACAAGCUCCAGUUGCAACAGGUGGAAGUGGCUUUGCUGUCGGAUCCGGAAAAUCAGGAAUUGCUGAAACUCAAGAAGGAUCUGGAGGAGGUGAUAGAAUUAACACGAGAUCUGAUAAAGACACAAUUGGAGGAACAGAAAAAAUCCUACAUAGGACCAGAUACAGAUAAAGCUACUUAUGGUCAGUUUGAGGAUGACAUUGAGCAGGUUCUGCGGGCUGCUGAGCGUGUGCAGGCAGACGAAGAUCAGCAGAAUAAAUGGAAGAUUGGAGAUAAGUGUCAGGCCAAGUGGACAGAAGAUGGCCAGUACUACGAUGCGACAAUUGAGGGAAUAACUGUGGGCGGGGAAGUCAGUGUUAUUUUCGAUGCAUAUCAGAAUCGGAGCACAACGACUCUCAAGGAGCUCAAGGAGCGCACCACACGCAAUGAAGUAUUCCCGUCGAGCAGUAGCAACAAGAGGCGUCAUCCAAAUCAGAAGGAGUACUUGAAGAAGAAGAAACUGAAAAAGCAGCAGAGAUUUAAGGAAUUGGAAGCUGAGCGUGAGACCGAGAAGAACAAAUGGCUGGCUUUCACGACAAAAAGCGCUAAGAAAUCUGGAUCAGCUGGCAUUCCAAAGAGCAUCUUUGCGUCUCCGGACAAUGUCAAUGGGAGGGUAGGAAUUGGAACCUGUGGGGUAGCCGGCAAGCCCAUGACCGAGACCAAGACCUGCGAAAAGUGGCGCAAAGGUAUCUAAAAGAAAAAACCCACCUCUAUAGAUAAGCAUCCGGAUGUUUUCUUUAUUCAAACAGAAAAUAAAGUUGGAAUUUACAGAUAAAA